AUGGCUCCUCCACAGAGCCCGUCUUCGAGACGUAGCAACCCCUUCACUCGAGCUUCUCCGUCAGCUUCCCCACAACCCCAACCAGCUCCCGCAUCCGCCCCCAGACCCAAGUCUGUUGCAUUUACAACUCCCGUAGCCACACAGCCAUCGGGGCAUACCCGUAAUGCAUCCUUUUCUCCAACGAGCUCAGGAGGGUCUUUUCCCUCCCAUAAUAGACAUCACUCAAAUUCAAAGACCAAUCUACCCGUUUCAAAUACAUUUGCUCCUCAAUUCAUAAAAUCGGAAGAGCUACGGAGAGGUGCUGAUCAGAUCCGUGGCAUAGAGGGCGACAAUGACUUUUCAGGAAAGCGAUAUGUUUGGCUGAGGGACCCGGAGAAGGCAUUCAUCCGCGGAAUGGUACUGGAAGAGAUGCAGGAUGGCCGAUUAUUGGUCGAAUGCGACGAGGGAGGUCAACGGCAUGUCGAUUCUGAGAGCGUCGAUAAAGUUAAUCCAGCAAAGUUCGACAAAGCAGACGACAUGGCUGAGCUUACCCAUCUAAAUGAGGGCUCCGUCGUCCACAAUUUGCACACGAGGUAUAAAUCGGACUUGAUAUACACUUACUCUGGCCUUUUCUUGGUUACAAUCAAUCCUUACUGUCCAUUGCCUAUAUACACGAAUAAGUAUGUGAAGUUAUAUAAAGGACGAACACGUGAAGACACACGCCCGCAUAUUUUUGCAAUGGCAGACCAAGCAUUUCGCAACCUUGUCGAAGAGGGACAGAACCAGAGUAUCCUAGUGACCGGCGAGUCUGGAGCGGGUAAGACAGAGAACACGAAAAAGGUGAUCCAAUACCUUGCUGCUGUUGCGUCCUCAGAGAGCCCGCAAGGCCGCUCUACUAACAAGCAAUAUUCCAACCUUUCCCAACAAAUAUUAAGGGCGAAUCCAAUUCUCGAAGCAUUCGGCAAUGCACAAACCGUGCGGAACAACAACUCAUCGCGCUUUGGGAAGUUCAUUCGAAUUGAAUUUUCACGGGCAGGCCAGAUCUGUGGAGCUUUCAUCGACUGGUAUCUCCUAGAAAAGUCUCGUGUCGUGAAACUUAAUCCCCAAGAACGAAACUAUCAUAUAUUUUACCAGCUUUUGCGUGGUGCAGACAGCGAGUUGAGACGGCUUCUCUGGCUUUCUGACCUUGGUGUUGAAGAUUUUGGUUUUACGCGGGAGGGAAAUGACUCGAUUUCAGGCGUUUCGGACAUUGAUGAAUGGAAUUCUCUCAUCGAAGCUUUUGGUAUCAUGAAUUUUUCUGAUAACGACCAACUAUCAAUUUUGCGAACUGUGGCCGCGGUUAUGCAUCUGGGAAAUAUCAGCGUAGCCAAGGAAAGUCUUCGAGCGGACCAGGCGAUACUGACGCCUGAAGGAUAUCAAAGUGCUACAAUCGCUUGCCAGCUUUUAGGCAUUCCCGUGGAACCAUUUGUAAAAGGUUUACUUCACCCCAAGGUCAAGGCUGGGAGAGAAUGGGUAGAGAAGGUCCAGACCCCCGAACAAGUCCGCCUCGGUCUUGAGGCACUUGCAAAAGGUAUAUACGAACGCGGAUUUGGCGACCUCGUUACCCGAAUCAAUAACCAACUAGACUGUAGUGGUACGGCAGGCGAUGACAGCUAUUUUAUUGGGGUACUCGAUAUCGCAGGCUUCGAGAUUUUCGAGAACAACAGCUUUGAACAACUCUGUAUCAAUUAUACAAAUGAAAAGCUCCAGCAAUUUUUUAACCAUCACAUGUUUGUGCUGGAACAAGAAGAGUAUGCCAGGGAACAAAUCGAAUGGCAAUUUAUCGAUUUUGGGAAGGACCUUCAACCGACAAUCGAUCUCAUCGAGCUGCCUAAUCCAAUUGGUAUAUUCUCCUGCCUGGAUGAAGAUUGCGUGAUGCCUAAGGCUACUGAUAAGUCAUUUACCGAAAAACUUCAUUCGCUCUGGGAUCGCAAAUCCCCGAAAUACCGCUCUUCCCGAUUAAGCCAGGGAUUUACCCUUACCCACUACGCAGCUGAGGUUGAGUACUCCACUGAGGGUUGGCUGGAGAAGAACAAGGAUCCUAUGAACGACAACGUCACUCGACUCUUAUCCUUCUCAAACGAUAAACACAUCGCCAACCUCUUUGCCGACUGUGCCGAUUCUGACGAAGAAUACGGAUUAUCGAAGAGCCGUGUAAAGAAAGGGUUAUUCCGUACUGUGGCCCAGAGACAUAAGGAGCAACUUUCAAGCCUCAUGGCGCAACUGCACUCUACCCAUCCUCACUUCGUCCGUUGUAUCUUGCCUAAUCAUAAAAAGCGACCUAAGCUAUUCAACGGUCCUUUGGUACUAGAUCAACUCCGCUGCAAUGGUGUACUAGAAGGAAUUCGGAUUGCUCGUACUGGAUUCCCCAACCGCCUUCCGUUCGCGGAGUUCCGGCAGCGGUAUGAGGUCCUGUGCCCUACAAUGCCAAAAGGAUACCUCGACGGGCAGAAUGCAGCUAAAAUAAUGGUGGAAAACCUGGGAUUGGAUAAAUCUUUAUAUCGCGUUGGUUUAACGAAGAUAUUCUUUAGGGCCGGUGUGCUUGCUGAGCUCGAGGAGCAAAGAGAUACCCAUAUACGCGACAUCAUGACGAGAUUCCAGUCUGUUGCCAGGGGGUUUGUACAGAGGCACAUUGCGAACAAGCGACUUUACCGUACGGAAGCCACUCGCAUCAUCCAACGAAACUUCCACGUCUAUCUAAAUCUAAAAUCAUCGCCAUGGUGGACGUUGUUUGUACGGAUGAAGCCGCUCCUAGGAGCAACUCUAACUGCAGGGGAGGUGAAAAAGCGCGAUGAGCAAAUUCGAAAACUUGAGGAGAAAGCCAAAAAUGACAUUUUGGAACGUCAGAAAUUGGAAGAAGAGCGACGGAGGGCAGAAGCCGAGGUACACAGGAUUAGGAAGACGCUUGAGAGUGAGCGGACUUUGGCUCUGGAUAAAGAAGAAAUCUUCAAGCGACUCCAACUUCGUGAAAUCGAGCUCACUGAAAAGUUAUCUGGUGCGAUUGCGGAUCAGGAAAAUUUGGAAGACCAGCUAGAUGAGCUGAUUGCAUCCAAAAAGAAGAUAGAGGAGGAGUUGGAGCUUCGGCGUUCGCAACUCGAGCAAGCUGCCCAAAUAAUGAGCCGCCUUGAAUCAGAAAAAAAGGAACUCCAGAUUCAAAUAUCUGAACUCCAUGCUCAGUUAAAUGAUAUUGAGAAUAAUCAUCGAAAACGGGAUGACGAGGUUGAUGGUUUAUCCCAGGAAAUCAAGAUGCUCAAAAGUCACCUCAGCUUGAAGGAGCAGAAAUUACAAGAUCUUGAAGAUAAGCUGCUCAAAACUGACCAGGACCUCGGCAUCGAGCUCGCCAAUGCAGCUAAGGAGCUUCAGGUUUCCAAAAAGCAAGUCAAGGAUCUCAUCGAAGAAAACAGAUCGAUUCGUCAGCAGAUAUCCGACUUAUCAUCCACAUCCACUGGGUAUGAAGAAUUGGUCAGGCGAAAGGAGGGGGAAAUUACAAUCCUUCGUGGAGAUGUCAAGAAAUUGGAGUCGGAGAAGAAAUCCCUGGAAGCUGAAAAGACAUCUCUCGCAAGCCGGCACAAUGAUAUGCAGCAACGCCUCCGUGAUCUCCAGGCGCAAACAGAUGCUAUGAUGUCGGAGAAGAAGAACCUGGAACGUGAGGCUGCAGAUGUGAAGAAGCUACUAGAGGCGAAGAUGUCCGAAGACGCUGAGGCGGGACAGAGUCGAAAAAUGCUUGAUCAACAAGUCAAAGAUCUCAAGGCGCAACUCUACCAGGUUCAAGCUGAUCUUAGUCGCGAGAGACAAUCCAGAGACGACGUGCAAAUGCUCGGUGAACACAAAUAUGCUCAACUCAAACAUGAGUUUGACAAUCUCAAUGACUCAAAGAUCAUCAUCGAAAAAGAAAUGUACAUCCAACAGGACACCUUACGGCGAGCCAUGGAAGCCCGCACGGCAGCUGAGGAUUCUCGUAAAGAACUGCAAAGGGAGUUAAUAAGUUUGAGGGAGCGAUUCGCUAAGGUUGAAAGCGCUCGUUUGGAUGCCGAGGCUGCAAUUGAAAAGAAAAACGCCGCACAAGCUAGUGAACGACAAGCAAGUUUGCGGCGCGACCUUGAGGCUACAGUAGAAGAACUGAACAAAACCCAAAAAGAGCGGGCUCGCCUUGCCACACAAAUACAAGAAUUGACUCAAACAAUGGCAGAGUCUGAGGACUUCCGUAUCCGCCAUGAUCAACAUAAGGAGCGCAUGGAGCGGGAGCUCGUGACUAUCAAGGGACGGCUCACUGCAUCCGAAAAUGACAACAGGGCACUCCUUAACAAGAUCCAGCAGAAGAACCUUGAAAUUGCACGUUCGAAUUCACGGGCUGGUGACACACAGCGAUCGAGGAUGGUGCAACUCCAAAAUGAAAAGACUCGACUGCAAGAUGUAAAUAAGCAGCUUUCACGACAUCUAGCAGAUGCACAACUAUCUAUCACGUCACUCGAGAAGCAGAAGGAGAAACUAGCUCUAAAUGUGGAAGAUCUCAACCAUGAAGUCACUAGAGAACACAAGGCCACCCGAAGUGCAGAGAAAGCAGCAUCCGCAUCCAAUAUCCAGCUUGCAGAAGCUAACAGAAACCUUGAAACUGAACGACAGUUAAGAAUCCAGGCACAGGCCAACACGCGGAAACUUCAGGCUGCGGUUGACCAAACAAAUAAAGAACUUCAGGAUUGUCAUCAUCAGUUGGUCCUUCUUCACAAAGUUUUUAAUCCGGAAGCAAAUGAAAAUUCGAGCUCCUGGGAGGCUGUGAAGCCGGAUAUUUCGAAGAACGUAGACAUGGCUGUAGUUCUGGAAUCAGUACAAAACAAACUUCGGGUUACUGAAGAGAAGUGUGCUCGCGCCGAGAGCCAACUAUCUGAAAUGCGCAGGCGUCAUGCGGACGAGAUGGCCGAGCUAGAUGCUCGAUAUUCGUCUUCGAAGCGGGCGCUGCUUGAAGAGAUUGAUCAAAACCAGGUUGCUGUAUCGCGUUCGCCAAACCAUUUCAGAAAAAAUUCCGAGCCUGUCAAGCGCUUCUCGAAUCCUUCCACACCCAACAAUCGCCGGUAUAAUUUUGCUGACGGUGCUAAUAACUCUGGUCGAUCUGACAGAACUGUUGACACCGUGGCUUUCCAGAAACGGAUGGAUACUGCUUCUGAGAUAGAAAUGCUUCAAAAUCAACUUCAGCUUACCGAAAUGCAAAAUCGGCAUCUCCAAAGCCAACUUGAGAGAUCCACCCCGGUCCGAGAUGCGUGGCAAGAUGAGAGUCCUUCGAUUCGACGAAUGCAAAUGCUUGAACGCGAAAAUGGCCGCCUUCAUGAGAAACUUGACGACUCUGCCAAAAAGGUGUCUGCUUUAGAACGGAGCAUUCAUUCUGGAGAGUUGACCCUGCGAGACGUUCAAGCCAAAUCUCAUGAGGAACUGUAUGGUUUGCUUAACUCCCAGGAGCAGGCGAGGAAAUCAAUCGUCCAGGUCCACAAGAGUGCAUUGGCAGAUUUAACAGAUGCAAAAGCCCAAUUAGAAAAGAUUAAGCAUGCAAGGGCAAAUCUUGAAGUCGAGCUACGAGAUGCAAAUUCCGAAUUGAAGGAAUCACAACUUUCUCGGGAACAAGAUGCUGCCAGUCGCGCCCAGCUGCUCCAAGAAUUUGCCGACCUUCAAAUCCGGUUGGAUGCAGAAGCUUCCAAGGUCGUUGAUUUGACAUCAAGCCUAGAUCUCUAUAAGGGUCGUGCUGAUGAAUAUUUUGCCAAGCUUGAACAGGCUGAAAUUGCUGUGCUAAAGGCGACUCGUGCCGAACAGUUUUCCAAGGCACAAGCCAAGGAGGCAGAAGACAUGUGCGCGACCAUUAUGGCGGAAAGAAAGCAAAUGGAUAGCCUUGUUGAAGACUUACAGCGCCAGACACAGUCCUACGAAGAGAAAGUUGAGGACCUAGCCGCUGACCUCGACGCAGCGCUGCAAGCAAAGAGGAGGCUCCAAAAUGAGCUAGAAGACUACAGGAGCCAGCGCGCUAUGGACAUUGAAGAUAGGGAAACCUCACUGGAGCAAACGAGAAAGAAGUACCAAAUGGAACUCUCGAUCGUAACAAACGAGCUAGAGGUCGAGCGCGAGAACGUGCUCCAUAUCCGUGGCGAAAACACUCGACUGCGAGAAGAAAUUGAAGAGCUUCGAUCCAAGUGGGAUGACGAAGUUAUGAACAGCUCUACAUGGGCCAAGGAGAAGUCUCGGCUGGAAAUGACUUUGCAUGAUAUAUCUAUUUCGCGCGACGAAGCCGUAAACGCUCAUAACGAUGCCCAGAGCAAGGUAGUUUCCCUUCUGUCCCAGGUUCGCGGACUUCGAACCUCCAUCGACGAUGUUACUGGUGAAAGAGACGCACUGCUGAAAGAGAAGAGAGGUCUUGAAGCGCGUCUCAAUGAGGCGUCUGAUCGCCUGGCUGAGCUUGCACAAGGCGAAAACCCCUCAAUGCGCAACGCCGCUGAAAUGGACCGUGAACUUCUUGAAUUAAAGGCUAAACUCGCACAGCACGAAGACCUGUCUUCAGCCGCGGUCGGAAAGAUGAGGCGGGCAGAAGCUCUAGCAACGGAAAUACAGAAAGAAAUUGUAGCAGAGCGCGAGUCGACUGCUCAACUCUUCAAAGAAAAGGUGGCUUUAGAAAAGCAACUCAAGGAGGCACAGUUGAAAUGUGUCGAUUUGGAGACUAAGGGAUAUACCUCCGCUAGUCAAGACGUGAGAUUUUUGCAUAAACGGAUACAAGAGCUCGAAGCUCAAUUGGAUGACCAAGAAUCGAAGCGGAAGGCUGAGCAACGAUCUGUCCGCAAUGUUGACCGUACCGUAAAAGACCUUAAAUCCCAGAUUGAGCGUCGCGACAAGAUGAAUGAACAGCUAUCUGAUGAUAUUUCGAAGUCCCGUGACAAAAUCGAUCGGCUCCUCAAAACUAUUGAAGAUCUUCAAUCAAAUGACUCGGAAAAUCAGCUCCAAGCCCGUCGGGCCGAGAGAGAAUUGCGCGAAGAGCGAGAGAAAUCAUUGCGGUUGGAGCGGGAACUGGAGGGUUGGAAGGGACUGCGAGUGGAGAGAGGCAGCGCAAUGGGACGCAGUGGUACCAUGACUGGUUUAAGUGAGAUCAGCGAUCGAUUCGGGGGUGUCAAUGGGAGUCGUCGCGGUAGUGGUGUCUACGUUGGCCCUGGACUAAACGGCCCUAUCGAGGCUCGCAACAGUGAAAAAGCACAGUCUAUGCUUUUUCGCUUCCGCGCCGCACAAGCUGCAGACCUCGGAAUUCUCGAUAUUGGCCGGACCCGCCGCCCCAAAGCCAUCACAUCUGUAACUUCGAUUCCCGUAUGCGAGAAAUGGCGGGGACAAGUGCUGAAGGAAAUUUCGCGCAAGGUCUCACGCAUCCAGGACCAGAGUUUGAGCGAUUACCAGAUCCGGGACUUGAAUGACGAGAUCAAUAAGGCCAUGCGGGAAAAGUGGAUGUGGGAGGUACAGAUACGGAAUCUUGGAGGGCCGAACUAUACACGUGGUGGUGGGAGGGUGUAUGACGAUGAUGGCAGGGAGAUACCGGGUGGUGGGAAAGGCUAUCGAUAUUUCGGGAGGGCGAGGGAGCUUCCAGGUGUCAAGGAGAUGUUUGAGGCUGCUGCACGAAAACAAAGCAAGACGGGUCGAGAGGAAGAUGAUGGUGGGGGCAGGGUAGGGGAUUUGACUCGAAGAAAUGUUGAUGCUGCUUAUUUUGGAUAUGGGCUAGAUGAGGAGGAUGGGACGCUGUUGGAGUAUGAAAGGCAGAAAGAAAAGGAGGCUUUUGAAAAUAUGUUGCAGCAUGGGAAGGACGAGGCAGUCGAUGGGUGGGAACCGCUGCCUGGUGAUAGCGGGGACGGUAUUGAGUGGAGGCUACCUACCCUCGAGGAAGUACAAGAAGAAUUAGUAGAUCGGCGACGGAGGAGAUUGCUUGACAAAAUCCGUUGA
This is a messenger RNA of Paracoccidioides brasiliensis Pb18, 7971 nucleotides long. Its product is annotated as myosin 1. The transcript has 6 exons. Gene Ontology annotation, cellular component: myosin complex. Gene Ontology annotation, molecular function: ATP binding; cytoskeletal motor activity; protein binding. Bases 1 to 7971 code for a protein of 2656 amino acids. The record is from RefSeq and is a predicted model, not a curated record. Gene Ontology annotation, biological process: generation of catalytic spliceosome for second transesterification step.